AUGGGGACCCCGCGGGCGCUGCUGCCCCUCCCCCCCCUCCUGCUGCUGCUGAUGGUACUGGCCGCCCUGGCCUGUGACGUCAUCAGGCGCGGGGACCCCCCCUCAGAUGGGUCCCGGGAGCUCUCGGAGACGGAGAGGGAGUGCGGCCGGCCCCGCCCCCCGCCCGGGCCCCGCCCCCCGCCCGGGCCCCGCCCCCCGGGCAGGCCCCGCCCCCGCGCCGUGGGGGGCUCGGAGGCGGGGGAGGGGCGCUGGCCCUGGCAGGGCUCCCUGCAGAGGGGGGGCAGCCACGUGUGCGGGGCGAGUCUGGUGUCCCACGAGUGGGUGGUGACGGCCGCGCACUGCCUGCAGGGGAACCACGACCCCCGCUCCUUUUCCGUCCUUUUGGGCACCCUGGAGCUGCCGGAGGGGGCGGGGCCAUCCCGCAACGUGGGCGUGGCCUCAUCCUCGAGGGGCGUGUCCAUCCCUCUGGCGGAGCUCCUCCCACACCCCCGGUACGCGGGCGAGGCCACGAGCGGCGACAUCGCCCUGGCGCGGUUGGAGCGGCCGGUGCGGUUCGGGCCCGGUAUCGGCCCGGUUUGCCUUCCGUCCCCGGGGCUCCGGUUCGAUCCGGGCACCGUCUGUGUCAGCACCGGCUGGGGGGACACCGGGAGCGGAGCCCCCCGCCGGCUCCGCCAGCUCUCGGUUCCUCUCCUGCCCCUCGGGCUCUGCCGCCGCCUCUACGGCACCGACCUGGGCCCGGCGCUGCCCCCGCGGCGCAUCCAGGACGACAUGGUGUGUGCCGGACACCUGGGCGGGGGCGGGGACACCUGCAAGGGUGACUCGGGGGGUCCCCUGGCCUGCCCCUCCCCCUCGGGCCAAUGGGUGCUGGCCGGGGUGGUCUCGUGGGGGGAGGGGUGCGGGGUCCCCGCCCGCCCCGGCGUCUACACGCGCGUCAGCGCCUUCGCUGAUUGGAUCGCCGCCCGCGCCGGGGGCGUGGCCUUCGUGCGGCCCCGCCCACUCCGGACCAGCGGAGGGGGCGGGGUUAAAAAUGGGGGCGGGGCCUCGUGGCGCGCGGGAGGGCUGGCGGUUGCCAUGGCGGCCGUGGCGGUGGGGGCGGGGCGGGGCUGA
This is a messenger RNA of Zonotrichia leucophrys gambelii, 1107 nucleotides long. RefSeq names its product serine protease 33-like. The record is from RefSeq and is a predicted model, not a curated record. Gene Ontology annotation, biological process: proteolysis. The transcript has 6 exons. The coding region runs from base 1 to 1107 and encodes 368 amino acids. Gene Ontology annotation, molecular function: serine-type endopeptidase activity. Lineage: Eukaryota; Metazoa; Chordata; Aves; Passeriformes; Passerellidae.